Caenorhabditis briggsae is the source of this 1290-nucleotide messenger RNA. Bases 1 to 1290 code for a protein of 429 amino acids. Lineage: Eukaryota; Metazoa; Nematoda; Chromadorea; Rhabditida; Rhabditidae. The transcript has 2 exons. The record is from RefSeq and is a predicted model, not a curated record.
AUGAAGAAUUUACAAGAGAGAACCGACUUGGAACAGAUGGAAGAUCACAGGAUAGACGUGUUUAAACCAAUUCUAGAAUCCAACAAAAAACUUCAAGAAGAGAUAAUUGAUGAAAAGAACAAAAUUGUAGAAACUUUGAACAACUUUAAACACCCUUCUCAACUUUCAAUAGGUCCUGCAAGCACGUCAACACCAAAGACAAAUCGUAAAAGCCUCAUUAAGCAGCCCUCAGUAAUAUUACCACCAUCUCUACCUAGUUCUUCUCAACCACAUGUAGUAAGUAAUCUAAUUGCGGGCUAUCUUCAAGAUGGAUCUGAUAGAAGCAAUGCUGGGUACUCGAUCAAGUAUAACAAAGAUGAGAAAAAAUAUACCAUAGGAAAUAAAUUCAUCUCAUUUGAUCAAAAUAUUAUCAAGGUUAAUAAUGAUGAAUACACAGCAACUGAAGGAUUAAUGGAACUUUUAAUUAAAAAGUCUCCCAACUUGAAAAAAGUUAGUACAGAAGAUACUAAAAACUACCAAACGAUAUUAUUAUGUUCUAAUGGGUUGUAUCAAGGGUUUGAUAAAAAUAGUAAAAGGUAUAAUGCAGAUUCAAGUGAAAAGUGGGCGUUUAUAAAGGCUAAUUAUUUCGUAACCAAGACCCCGACAGCGACAUCAGGAAGUUCUCAAGGAAGUUCUAUUACAUUUAUGCCAUCAAAUACUAAUUCUUUAAUUGACUCGUUGAGAUUAUCAAUUGGGUCAUAUCAGGCUGGUAAUAAAGAUGAGUAUAAUAAAAUUCAUGCCAUAUUGGAUGAGCUAGUAAAACAGAAAAAGAUUAAGAAGAAAGACUUGGGAGUAAUUUACUUGAAUAUUGCCAGAAUGUACAUUAGCGAUCAAGAUAAAACCCCUUUGAGGAUCAAUAAAAGAAAGUGGGUUAAACAACAUAAUUUUUCAACACAAACUCUAUACGACGGCUUGUGGGCAUUAGCAAAAGAAAUGGACGUUAGUAGUUACAUAGACAGAAAACCCCAAAAUAUUGCUGUAGAUAAUAUACAUUCGGGAGAUUCAAGAGAUUCGCGAGGUAGUCAUUCGGGAGGCACUCAAGACUUAAAGUUGCAUAAACCCUGUUCCAGAAGCAGUUCCACAAGUAGUUCCACAAGUAGUUCCACAAGUAGUUCCACAAGUAGUAGCAUGAAUAACUUGCACAGUAGUAUGAGCAACUUGAGUGAAUUGUAUGAAGGAUCUAGAUUCGAAAUGGUGGGACAAGAGAGUUGUACUAAAAUUAAUCUUCUCAAACCAGUGAUCCAAAGAUAA